AUGGCUGCUCAGCCGUCCGCGUCCUCGUCAACGGCCCCGGCUACGGGCCCGGCAUCUGCAGCAGGUUCUGAGAAAGAUGCACACUCUUCAACCCCCUCAAGCGAUAUACCCGUGCGCUCAAAGGAGUCAUUCGAUAAGCUGAUGGUGGAGCGCUUCAUCACCCGUGAUGCCAUCGCCGCCGCGGCGCUCGGUGGUCAACUCGACCAGACCCGAAAAAUAAUGAGCGACACGCGCGACAAGAUCCAGGAAUAUCGCCAGGUUCGCACAGACUACCGCCAAUGGUUCCCACCAUCGAAACUCUAUGGCGAGGGCUACAAUGGCUUCGGCAACGGAUACACAGAGAAUCAGGGACCGUCGCGCAUUAUCUAUCCCUCUCAGAAAUCCCGACCUGGGCAACGAACGACACCCCCUUUCAAGUACAAGCGCAAGGACAUGCUUAAACAGGCCGAGCAGCAUGAAGAGCUGGUGCCUUUGCGUUUGGAAGUUGAAUGGGACAAGAUUAAGCUGCGCGACACAUUUACGUGGAACCUACACGAGAGACUCCUCCACGUCGAGUUGUUCGCAGCACAGCUCGUAGAAGAUAUGGGAUUGAAGCCCCCUGUGUCACAACCGGUCUAUGAGCAGGUAGUUCACCAAAUGCGCGAGCAGCUUAAUGAUUUCUACCCCCUGGUAUACUCCGAGGACGAUGCGCUCGACCCAGAACUCCCAUACUCAGCCUACAAAAACGACGAGAUGCGAGUCCUCAUCAAGUUGAACAUCACAAUUGGUCAGCAUACCCUCGUUGAUCAAUUCGAAUGGGAGAUCAACAACCCCUCAAACUCACCAGAGGACUUUGCAGCCAACAUGGCCCGGGACCUUUCUCUAUCGGGAGAGUUUACAACCGCCAUUGCACACUGCAUCCGAGAGCAGACCCAACUCUUCACCCGAAGUUUGUACAGUGUGGGCCAUCCCUUUGACGGACGCCCGAUUGAGGACCCCGAUCUUGUUGGCGCAUUCCUCCAAACGCCCCUCCCCAAUGUCUUCCGACCUCAACAGCAGGCCAAGGACUAUGCACCAUAUCUUUACGAGCUUAGCGAGGCCGAUCUGGAAAGGAACGAGACGAUAUUCUCCCGAGAGCAGAGACGCCAAAAGCGUUCAAUCAAUCGACGAGGAGGUCCACAGUUGCCCGAUCUCAGAGAAAGGCAAAGAACCAUCCGAACGCUCGUUGUCUCGUCUGUGUUGCCUGGCGCUGCAGCCACAAUCGACGAGAGUCGAUUGUACAAGAGAGCUGCCGGUCCCAGAACGAAGCGCCCUAUUCGGGAUGGAGAUCUUUCGGAAUCUGACGACAGCGAAGACUCGGGUCCUGAUUCACCUGCCCCCUCACAAAUCACUGGCGGCACUGCUCGAACACGUGGCAUGCGUGGUGCUGCAUCGGCUGCCCAGCAGAGAAUGGCCAACCUCGGCCGAUCUGAAACCCCUGAGGCCAGCGCAAUCGCACAUCACCACGAGACCCGAACUUCGCGCCGGUUCAGAGAAGAAACAGAAGAGCCGUCACAGUUGAUUGUGACGCUCAAGCUUAGCCAGGAUAAGCUGAGACGGCUGAUGAACCGCGACUAUUCAGACCUAACAGCACCCUCCCACGCAUCUGUAGCCUUCCCGCGAGCCCCCAGCGCUUCUACUCCCUCGAGAUCAAUGCCCCCACCGCCUUCAACACCAUCUAGCGCCCCCCCUCAUGCGUCGAUGACACCCUCUUCAUCGCUUCCUCCAGGUCAGAUAGGUCGACUACCGGCUCCUCCAACAAUACCUGGACAGUCUGCUUCUAUCCCACAACCCCCUCCCCCUGAGUGGCUUGUCAAUGCCCUCAAGGAAUUAGAGAAGACAUACAACCGUGGUGAUAGGUUUGAAGCCAUGAUGAAGUACUCGUAUCUUGACCCUGUAACGGAGCUGCCAAUUCAAGGCCAACCGCUGCCCGAAGGUGUCAAAUAUGCCUGGCUGCCGCGCAUUCGUUGUCUGGACUGCACAAACAAGCUUUACACACCCGGCCCUGAUAUGACGGUCCGGAAAUUUGAGGCUCAUCUCGAAUUCUCGGGCCACAAGAACGCGGUCGCUAAGCGUGUGGCAAGGGAGGCCAACCCCUGA
This is a messenger RNA of Fusarium pseudograminearum CS3096, 2118 nucleotides long. RefSeq lists its product as uncharacterized. The record is from RefSeq and is a predicted model, not a curated record. The coding region runs from base 1 to 2118 and encodes 705 amino acids. The transcript has 2 exons. Gene Ontology annotation, cellular component: nuclear chromosome; SWI/SNF complex; nucleus. Gene Ontology annotation, biological process: regulation of transcription by RNA polymerase II; chromatin remodeling. NCBI's taxonomy places the organism in Eukaryota, Fungi, Ascomycota, Sordariomycetes, Hypocreales, Nectriaceae. Gene Ontology annotation, molecular function: transcription coregulator activity.